AUGAUGUCAUCGCAGGUGUCCACCAUCAGCGCUGAUCGCAAGUUCAGGCAGCAGGAGAAAAGCGAGACGCUGGCGGGAGAGAGGAACCGACCGCCGCUCUCGCGCUCGACGCUGACAACGCGCCUCGCUCGACUGAAUGGAAGAGAUGAGGUCGCAUCGCCGCGAGAGAGAGAGGAGGUCGUCCUCGUCGCUCUUCCUGGCGCCUCUCCUCUUCUCCUCGCCGUCACACACUCAGGCCCUGCUCACGACGUGCUCACGAUCCCCUUCACGACCUGCUCACUCCUCUUCACGACCCCUUGGCACGCUCUCACGCUCACAACGACUCUCGCCGGCUCUUCUCCCUCGACCGCAUCAUCGCUCGCGAGAAAAAGCAGCACCGGCGACGACCCCUCACGACCCAGCGAGACCGGCAUUCACCCGCUCGCUCGCUCAGAAGCCUCUGAGACUCGCCCGCACUCGAUUCUUCGCGCGACUACGACCCAUUCCGGCGACCAGCCCUUCCUCGACCUCGCAGUCUUCGCUUCUUUCCGCCGCCCCGCGACUGGCAGUACUCGCCCGACCCGACAAAGGGCCAAGUCCGAGCGACAACUUCGGUCCAGCGCCCCGCAAGUGAGGAAAAGGUGA
Messenger RNA from Rhodotorula toruloides NP11, 624 nucleotides. RefSeq lists its product as uncharacterized. Bases 1 to 624 code for a protein of 207 amino acids. The transcript has 4 exons. NCBI's taxonomy places the organism in Eukaryota, Fungi, Basidiomycota, Microbotryomycetes, Sporidiobolales, Sporidiobolaceae. The record is from RefSeq and is a predicted model, not a curated record.